AUGGCGCGACGGUACGAGAUCGAUGAGCUGCUAUGGCUACGCUCAUCGCCUCUUGUCGCAAAACCUCCUGGCCUACCCCCGAUUGAAGAAUGGAUGCCUCAACCUGACCCAACGACCCAGACCAAGCAACGAAACCCGCGUGAUCCUAAUAACCCAUCUGAGACGACUACAAACAGAAGGCCCAGCUUCUUCGAAGCUCGUCAUAUUUCCCGUGGUUCCAAUUCAGGAUCGUUCGACCUGACGGACCGGUCUGUGCGACCAGGCGACUCGGAUGAGAAGAGUGACCGCUUCAACUUCAGAGACAAAUUUUUCAAAGAUAAGGACGCUCCGGAGAGAGAAUUGGAACGCCGAGACGGGAAGCCUGCUGGUCUAAACGGCCGACGCGGGGAAAGGGAGGACUGGAAUGCUGGUCGUCCUCGUCGUGGGCUCGGACCGGAUGAGCAGGACCGCAAGCCGCGUCGCAACGGUGAAUUCGACCGAUGGGAGAAUAGAGAAAAUGCCCGAGACCCAAACAAUGAUCGAGGAAUUCGGGAACGCGAUGGCCGCCCCACAGUGAAAAAGGAUGGCCAGCCGGGACGAGCCAAACUCGAAGGGAGCUGGUUCCGUGAUGAAAACACCCAUGAGGGUGCUGAUGCUGAAGACGAUAAAGCACAGAUUCGCAACCGAGAGUGGCGUCGUGACCGACACGGCGCAGACCGUGACUGGACUCGCGGUGCCAAACUCGAGCAAGAGCCCGAGUGGUUGGAUAGCAACGACCGAGAUGAGCCACGACGUGCACAUACGCAGGAAGACUUUGAACGCUGGAAGGAGAGGAUGAAGGCUGGAUCUGGUGCUGGUCAGCAGGCUCCAGCGCAAGAAGAGAAGAGAGAGCUAGCCGCAGAAUCUCAUAUUACUGCUCAGCAGCCAGAGUCCCACCCCACCGAUGGGGAGAUUUUCAGCAACUCUGGUGCUCAAUUUUUGCCAGUUUCCUCGAUGGAGCGCUUCUUUGGUAUGCUGGGAGAUACGAACCCCCCCGUUCCUGAAAUCAGCUCACCGAUUGCCGCUGAACAAACUCCCAAGAAAGACCCUCUUGGCGCUGGCAUGAGCGCAAAACCUGGCAAAUCAUCUCGUUUUGCUGGUUUGUUCAGCCCGCCACCAGAGAGUCCUGCGAGGGAGACUGAGCCUCAAGGACCCUCUAUGGCCGCACUCUUUGGUGGAGGUAGCCCGGUCAACCCACAUGAUGCCGACCAGGAAGGUUUCCAGCGUAUUCUGAAGAUGCUGGGAGGCGGAGGCAAUCGAUCCAACAAUGGCACUCCUAACCAAGGUGAGCCGCUUCAUCAUUCGCGCCCACCCCCGAUGGCGCACUCAGAGCAGCAGCCACGUCCUGUUGCCAACAUGUCGUCUCCGAGAGAUUCGCUCUCGCAUUCUGAUUACAUGAGCCCUCGUGAGCACCCUAUGGCUCAAGUGGUUGGCAAGGAACCCCAGACUGGCGAGAGAGAGCAUCUGCUUCGGUUGAUGCAGCAAGUCCGCGUUGGACCUCCCUCUGGCCUAUCAUCCCAGCAGUCACCACCAAAUGCAGGCGUGCCUCCUCCCCCUGGCCUGAUGCCAGAAAUGAUGCCUCGUCCUCCUCCUGGACUUGGUGCUCAAAAGACUCCAACCUUCCUCGAUGACCCCGCCAUUGCGAAUAUGCAGCGACCAGACAGCGAACAGCUCCGUCGGCGAGCCCCCAACGUCCCCCCGCCCGUGGGGUACUUCGAUGAGGUUCCCUUCCCACCUCAGGGUGGCCAAGGCCCUAUGACUCCUGGGGGUUCCCGUCCUCUUCAGGGCAUGAACCAGCCUCCCAUGCCACUCCAGCGGCCUCCAGGACUGGAGCAUAUGCCACCCCCAGGCUGGGCCGGUCAACAUCCUCCUCCCCAGGGUAAUGGGCCCAACCCCAUGGGCCCGCCUCCUGGCAUCCCAGCACCUAACCGUGGCUUCCCGCCAGGUAUGAUGCCGAUGCCCCCUCGCGGUCCCCUACCCGGCAUGAUGCCACCGCCAGGAUACAUGGGUGGCCCUCCUCCCCCCGGUUUCCCUCCCAUGCCCCCAAACCCGGAGGCCAUGAUGGGAGUUGGCCCCGGCGGUCAAGGUCCUUUUGGUCCCGGUGGCCCUGGUCCACAAGGUCCACCUCCCUCGUCUCGACACCUCUUGGAGAUGUUCGGCCAGCCCAAUGGUGGUGACGGGCGAGGUGGCAUGGUCGGCCCUGGUCAAUUUAGGUAG
Messenger RNA from Penicillium daleae, 2235 nucleotides. RefSeq lists its product as uncharacterized. The transcript has 3 exons. NCBI's taxonomy places the organism in Eukaryota, Fungi, Ascomycota, Eurotiomycetes, Eurotiales, Aspergillaceae. The record is from RefSeq and is a predicted model, not a curated record. Bases 1 to 2235 code for a protein of 744 amino acids.